Molecule: messenger RNA, 868 nt
Organism: Dioscorea cayenensis subsp. rotundata (Guinea yam)
Lineage: Eukaryota; Viridiplantae; Streptophyta; Magnoliopsida; Dioscoreales; Dioscoreaceae
Product: UPF0664 stress-induced protein C29B12.11c
Exons: 5
Coding region: 106-732 (208 amino acids)
Biological process (GO): positive regulation of DNA-templated transcription
Cellular component (GO): nucleus
Molecular function (GO): chromatin DNA binding; transcription coactivator activity
Source: RefSeq, a predicted model, not a curated record
UUUGCCAGCGAGUUCUAAAAAAGUCCAUCGCUCUCUCUUCCCGAUUUCGAUUUCUUCUUCUUCUUCUUCUUCGUCGACGUCGCUGAGCUCUCGUGUCGUGAAGAGAUGGCCUUAAAUCCUCAGCUUUUCCCCAAUGGGAUGCCAGUCCCCUUCCUCAACGAGAUGUUCGUUCUCGCCCGCGAUGGAGUUGAGUUCCAGAUUGACAAAAUCCCUGGGGCUGAAGGUGGCCAAGUAAAAGCAAAGGGGAUUAUUUACUUGUCCAACAUUCGGAUGGUUUUUGUUGCUAGUAAACCCGUUGGAGGCUUUGUGGCUUUUGAUAUGCCUCUGCUGUAUGUUCAUCAUGAAAAGUUCAACCAGCCAAUCUUUUUCUGCAACAACAUAUCUGGUCAAGUGGAACCUGUGGUACCGGACAACCAGCAUGGGGCUCUGUAUUCGACCCAUUCAUUCAAGAUCUUAUUCAAAGAAGGUGGAUGUGGAACCUUUGUUCCUCUUUUCAUGAAUCUGAUUUCAUCAGUGAGACAAUACAAUCAGCAAGCGGUACAUCCAUCAGCUACUGAAGCCAGACCACGCGUGGAUCCAUUGCAAGCUGCGCAGACUCCAGUUGAUGAAAUGAUGAGACAUGCAUACGUUGAUCCGAAUGAUCCUACUCGAAUCUUCUUGCAACAGCCCACGCCAGAAUCCGAGUUAAGACGCAGAACAUAUCAUGCCCAGCCGGGUGACAAUGCCUACUGAUAUGAACAUAUGCUGCUCUAGAACAUGAAUAAGAACUCUUUUAUAAGCUGUAUAUGAAUAACACUGCAUUUUAUAUCUUAUAUUUGGAUUUGUGAACAGAUAUAUUUGCAAAAAUGAGAGCGCGCCUUUCAUUAAA